Molecule: messenger RNA, 207 nt
Organism: Hydatigera taeniaeformis
Lineage: Eukaryota; Metazoa; Platyhelminthes; Cestoda; Cyclophyllidea; Taeniidae
Source: the annotation of a GenBank genome assembly
AUGGACGAUCUUCUGUCCUACGAGCUUCCAGAUGCAUCUAUUUACGACAGCUUGAAAUCAAGUCUUCGCAAAGUGCAUGACAAAAUGGAUGUGCAUCGUUCGUUGCUGGACCGAUACUCAGCAAUUGAUAUGAAAGACGGUCCCUCUUCUGUGGAAGAACGAGUUGCUUCAAAAUGCCGCGAGCUAGGCGAGCGUAUGGCCAGAUGA